GCCUUAUAAAGCGCCCAGAAGCCGCCCGGGGACGUUCCCUCAGCCACACCAGCUCCCAGGAGGACGGUGGGUCCGCGUCUAGCACCAUGACGGAACUGGAGACAGCCAUGGGCAUGAUUAUUAACGUCUUCGCCCGCUAUGCGGGUGGGGAGGGCAACAAGCAGAGCCUGACCAAGGGGGAGCUGAAGGUGCUCAUGGAGAAGGAGCUCCCGGGCUUCCUGCAGACUAAAAGGGACAGGGACGCCGUGGACAAACUGCUUAAGGACCUGGACGCCAACGGCGACGCCGAGGUGGACUUCAACGAGUUCAUCGUGUUUGUGGCCAUGCUCACGGCCGCCUGCCACAAGUUCUUUGAGCGCGCGGGGCUCCCCUGACGCCCCGCCAACCCGGAGGCGGAGCAGCCCCUGGCUUCCAGACCAGAGUCCUGUGCGUCCUCGCCUCCUGCCGGCCUGUGGCCGCCCCUGUGAUCAGUAAAAUGCUUGUGAGAUGCU
This is a messenger RNA of Zalophus californianus (California sea lion), 491 nucleotides long. It is a transcript of the gene S100P, whose product is annotated as S100 calcium binding protein P. Gene Ontology annotation, cellular component: extracellular exosome; cytoplasm. The transcript has 2 exons. Gene Ontology annotation, biological process: endothelial cell migration. Bases 87 to 374 code for a protein of 95 amino acids. Gene Ontology annotation, molecular function: transition metal ion binding; calcium ion binding. The record is from RefSeq and is a predicted model, not a curated record. Lineage: Eukaryota; Metazoa; Chordata; Mammalia; Carnivora; Otariidae.